GUAGUGAUGACGUAUGGGGCCGGCGCCACUUUCGGCUGUCUGAGCGCUCUGGUUGUUUUAACCUACAGCCGGUGGGAUUUCCAGUUCUGCUUCCCGGGUGUCAUGUCUUCCGCCGGCGUGAGCGCGGGCCGACAGGCUGAGGAUGCGUUGCCGCAGUCAGCGGAGCCUCCGCUGCCCGACAUGAAGCCGUUGCCACCAGCACAGCCGCCGCCUCCCGUGGCUGCUCCUCAGCCGGCGCCCAGACCUCAGUCUCCUGCGGGCGUGAAGGAGGAGGAGAACUACUCCUUUUUGCCUUUGGUUCACAACAUUAUCAAAUGCAUGGACAAGGACAGCCCAGACAUCCACCAGGACCUGAAUGCCCUGAAGACCAAGUUCCAGGAGAUGCGCAAGGUCAUCGGCACCAUGCCAGGCAUCCACCUGAGCCCUGAGCAGCAGCAGCAGCAGCUGCACAGUCUCCGGGAGCAGGUCCGGACCAAGAACGAGCUUCUGCAGAAAUACAAGAGCCUCUGCAUGUUUGAGAUCCCCAAGGAGUGAGGCCUGCUUCCUGGGGUGCCCUGGAGGACAGCCAGGAAUCUACCUGCCCUACCACCACCACACUUUUGGGCUGCAGCUCUAGUGGAGCUGAGUGAUGGAGACUGUUGUAUAGCCUCCUCAGCUGAACUUGGCAUUGGUGGUGAAAGGAGCCAGCACUGCAACUUGGCAUAUAUAUAUAUCCAUAUGCCUGGAUGUAUAAUUACUUGAGUGCCUGUUGGGAGAUUGUUCCAGGAGGUUGCAGAGGGGGUGGAGCUCUGCCCCUGCCUCUGGGGAGGGGGCAAUCUGUUGACUGAACAGUGGGGAGGGAGGUGGCUCAACUCUUUUGUGCCCCCCUCCAUUCAAUUUGUGUGUACCAGGUACACAUUGUUCUUGUGCCCAUUGGUGGGGUGAAACAUUUGCAUAGAAUUUGAUGGAUGAAUUAAGCUUCCAUGUACAGCUGGGAUCAAAAUGGUAAAAGAUGGCCUUGAGAGAAUGAA
Molecule: messenger RNA, 1010 nt
Organism: Erinaceus europaeus (western European hedgehog)
Lineage: Eukaryota; Metazoa; Chordata; Mammalia; Eulipotyphla; Erinaceidae
Gene: MED9
Product: mediator complex subunit 9
Exons: 2
Coding region: 7-534 (175 amino acids)
Biological process (GO): regulation of transcription by RNA polymerase II
Cellular component (GO): mediator complex
Molecular function (GO): transcription coregulator activity
Source: RefSeq, a predicted model, not a curated record